Kwoniella botswanensis is the source of this 1242-nucleotide messenger RNA. RefSeq lists its product as uncharacterized. The transcript has a single exon. NCBI's taxonomy places the organism in Eukaryota, Fungi, Basidiomycota, Tremellomycetes, Tremellales, Cryptococcaceae. Bases 1 to 1242 code for a protein of 413 amino acids. The record is from RefSeq and is a predicted model, not a curated record.
AUGUUGGUACCCCAACUCACCGUCCUGCUACUUUCACAAUCAUUCUUGUUGUCCGUUUGGGCAAGACCCGAUUCACCUCGAGUGCUUCGAAGGGAUGGCAAUCACGAUGUCAUCCAAGUAACGGGCGAGAAUAAAUUCGGUCUCCCUUCUGGAGUGCUCAUGGAACUUCUCUUACCACCCGUCAUCACUGAUGUCAAUGAAACCACCACAAACAACGUAACGGGGGAUGUCAACAAUGAUUCAACUACCUCCACGGCUCACAGCCUCGAAGAAAGAGGCCUGGCUAACAUCGCAUGGGCAGCUACCAAGCUGUUUUGGAACCCUUUGAGCUUCUCCUCUUGGCUCAACCUUGGAGGUUUGGGUUGUACCAUUGUCGGUUUAGCUGUCAAGCAAAUCCCAAAUUGGGUCAAUUACGGAUGCGCCUUUGCUGGUUUCGUAGGAGCGAUUCUUUCGGUGUUUCAAGGUCGACAAAACGUUUACGAUGCAUAUUAUCAGUACCAGCAAGAACAAGGUAACAUAUUGCUCCUGAAUGAACUCCCCUUCGCCAGCUUUUACGGGGAGCUACGUCGCAGUGAAGUUGCCAACUCCACCGGAUACGACCAAAUCAACUGGCUGCAAAGUCACUUCGUAAACAAGACGCUCGAACGAGCUCGAUCAUCAACCGGAUAUACCCUACACGAUGCCACUGCCGGUUAUGGACUCACCACACCGAUGGCCCUCUUACUUGCUACCGAAUCGAAUCCCGCCAUCGUCUCUUGGGCAUUGGACGGAGAGCUCCAACAUCUUCCCACGGCAGUGUGGCGCAACGAAUCCGCCAAAGGUAUAGGAUUCGUUGGACGAUCCCUAAAUUGGUUACCUGUAACUGAAAAUCACAAGAGAGACAACUGCGGUUCAUAUUGCGUGUACUAUGCGAACGGGGGUGAACAAUACUACAGUUCAAGCCAAAACCAAAAUCCAGAUGCUCCCGAUGCGAUCUACUACGGAGAAGACUUCUACGGUAAUGCCGAUCAAUUCGUUGAAAUCGAUGAUGAUUUCGGAGGGGAAUACGCAAGUUCGAAUGGUCUCGCUGAAGCUGCCGGGUAUCUGUCAAAUGACGCUGGUGGGUCAGGCUGGUGGGAUACUUGCGUAUGUUUCCAAACUUCGAACACUUGGGUCUCAACCGGUUCGAUACAGAUGACUUGGAACAACGGGGGUUAUAAUGGUUAUGGCCAGUGUUGGCAACCUAACUGCGGUGCUGGAUAA